GCAACAUUAUGACCAAAGUAUACUUUACCUCUGCAGUUGUUACUGUAUUUGAAAGACAUCUUUCUUCGGGCAUAAAAUGACAACAGGAUUCUAGAACUGGCCAGACCAAUAGAAUAUAAGGAAGCAUGGAAAGCAACAAAGCCUUGGAGGAAGCUGGUGUGGGGAAACCAGGAAUCAAUAUGGACUGUCACUAUGGCUGCUAAGACUGCAAACCCAACAGAAAGAAUUGUAUACCUUGCCAAACCCAAGAAAAACCACCAUGGGGAAUUAGCACAGAACAGUGAAAAGUUUUUGCAAAGCUGUGGUCAAGGGUCGUCCAUUUGGAAAAUUCCUCUGUCUGCUUUAAAUUUUGAACCAUCUGAGAGAUUGAAGAAGCUGGCAAAACCAAAGAGAUUCUCUAAGGAUUAUCAAGAAAACAGGUCUGCAUUUGAUCUAGGAUGUGGUCGUGGCUCCACCAUAUGGCAUAUUAGUCCUGCAUCCCAGUUCUGUGAAACCUCUCCACGUGUUUUGCAGCUUGCAUAUCCAAAAAUAUGUAAUUUAGAAUUCAAGCACAACAAAGAGGUGGAAACAUAUAUCUCCCUUGGUACAAGAAUGGCAACCAGUACUCCAAGACUGGAACACCUGUCACUUCCAAAGAUUAAAGAAGACAGUCACCUGUACUUUGAUAGGGGUCAACCAGAGCAGCUCAUACGUCCAGUCUCAAAACCAGCACGCAAAGCACUGGCUACGUCUCGGAUUCUGCAACUAGCUAAACAUAAAGAAAUUCCUAGUAACUAUUUGCCUGAACGAGACGUCGUGUGGGCAAUAACUAGUAGUGUUAGAAAUUCAUCAGCAUCACCAAGAACACUGGAACUAGCUAAGCCAAUAAUGAGACAACCUAUGGACAUGCUUCAAUAUGACACAGAGGCCUUUAAAGUAAAAGAAGUAGCCAAGAAAUCAAUGUGCACACAGAGGAUCAAAGAACUUGCAGAACCGAUUCAACGAUGACCUGGAUGUAGUACUGUGUAAUAACAGAAGGAAGUAAAUUCUGAUUGGGUAAUCUUAAAAAAAAAAAAAAAAAAACUGUGGAUUUCUUUGUUUUUUAUCUAUACAUUUAUAUGUUUGGUUGCCUCAGUUCUGUCGUGUUAUACAGUAGAGUUUUGUCACAAGAGCAUUGACAGCUCAAAUGUACUGUGAGGCUAAAACCUAAUAUAACAACAGUUACAAAAUAUGUGAAGCCUUUAUAAAUCAUGUGGAAACCAAGUUUACUAUUUAAAGUCGUUCUUGAAUAAAUCGUAUGUCAGGAGGUUUUGACAGUUGUACACAGACCUGUAAGUCCUCUCAUGGAGUAAAUGCAGUGCUCUGAUCAUAAACACAUGAUUUAUACAUUCAUAAUUAAACUGAGGAUGGAAUUGGGA
Molecule: messenger RNA, 1397 nt
Organism: Polyodon spathula (Mississippi paddlefish)
Lineage: Eukaryota; Metazoa; Chordata; Actinopteri; Acipenseriformes; Polyodontidae
Gene: spmap2l
Product: testicular haploid expressed gene protein-like
Exons: 8
Coding region: 193-987 (264 amino acids)
Source: RefSeq, a predicted model, not a curated record